This is a messenger RNA of Linum trigynum, 1380 nucleotides long. NCBI's taxonomy places the organism in Eukaryota, Viridiplantae, Streptophyta, Magnoliopsida, Malpighiales, Linaceae. The record is from the annotation of a GenBank genome assembly.
CCUAAAUCAACGACUUCCACAUAAAUCUCUCACACUACCAAAGCAGAGCAACAACAACAGAAAAGAAAAAAGAAAAAAAAAAAGAAACAAAUCCUCCAAUUCCAAUUCCCUUCCACCCAAAAAUUUAUUGUGGUUUCCCCAAUUUCUUCAUCCUCCUCCACACAGUCAAGAACCAAACAAACAAAGAAGGAAGAAUCGAAAUCAAGAAAAUCGGAUUCUUACGCAGAAAGGAAAGGAAAGGGAAGAAGAUGGGAUUGUCGUCGGAGACGGUAUGCAAGAAGCACCCGGGGCACGAGGAGAAGCGAGGGGUCUGCCCUUCCUGCCUAAGCGAUCGCCUCUUCCACCUCAACCACGCCGCCGUCAGGGGUAAACCAGCCGCCGUUCAUUCCUCUGCUGCUGCCGCUGCCGCCUCCUCUUCUUCCUCGAGUCACGAUGAUUACCACGACACCGUUGACAACAACAAGCCGCGGAAGGCGGCGGCGGAAGAGGAGGAGGAGGGGAAGCGCGUGGGACACACGCACCGCCGGAACGCGUCGUCUACCGAGAUAGGGACCGUGUCGAUGAGGGUGGGGCCACCGGCCGCGGUGUUGUCGUCGUCGAGGGGCGGCAGCGCGGGGUUGAAGAAGUCCCGUUCGGUGGCGGCUUCGUACUCGUUCGCUCCUCCGCCGCCGAAGGCGAUCAGCCGCCGCGUUGACGUGGUCGUCCGCGGCGGCGGCGGCGGUGGGGAGAAGGUGUUUAGUGAUUAUUAUUAUGGGAAUAACAACAGGAGCGGCGGCGGCGGCGGAGGGAGUGAUUAUAAUGGGUACGGAUCAGGAGGGAAGAAGAAGAAAGGGUUCUGGACGAAGCUGCUGCACCUGCACCUCAAGGGGAAGAACAAGGAGGCGUUGAUGCAUCAUCAUCGUCCUGCCAUGGAGGGAAGAGUCUGUUGAUCUUUCUUCAUCUCUCUCAUAAAAAAUAAUUAUGGGCUCGAUCGAUCGAUCGAUCGUUUUCCUCUGGUUUGCGUAAUAGUAAUUAAUUGAUUCAACAGUGCUUGUUACUUGAAAAAUUUUAAUAGUAAUAAUCCAAUUAUGAUGCUUCUCAGUCUAAUUGUGUCUGUCUGGUGUAAAUAUUUUUGCUUUCCGUGUUCUGUUUGAACAUCUGUUAGGUUGAUUGUUGCUUUUUUUCUGUAUCUAUAUAUAUACACACUAUAUCAUCUUUGUGAUUCAGACAACUAGGAACUUGGGUUUGGAAAUUUGAUUUUUCUUUUAUUGUUUUUUUAGGAUGUCACUCAAACAUGUCCACUUUUUUUUUUAUCAAGAGAUAUCGAUAGCGCUUUGGGUAUAUAGACGCGUUGAGCACUUUUAAUUCAUACUUCUUACAAAAAAAACUUCUAAAAUUUAU